GAGAAUUAGUGGAUAUCAUUUAAUUUUACUAAUUUCAUUUAAAAUUUAUUUUUUUCUUAGAAUGUUCUUAAUUGAAACUAGAUAUCAAAAAUAGAUAUAUUUCGUUCGGAGUAGCUAAAUUGUAGUCGCAAGUCAAUCAUGUAAUUAGUAUUACAAAUUUACAAUGACCCAAUUGUUUGUUAGUUGAGCAAGCUUUGUUCCCGGUUACCAGAAUUUCGUCCAGGUUCAUGCAGCAAUCUCAAAGUCCAUACAUCAUUCACAGAUAUUUAUUAUCCAUGUUAAAUAAAGACUUGAACGAGUCAAAAUGCAACGAGCAAAUCCAUAUCCCCACGUGCACAAGCAUGCUCAUGCUGUGUUGUACUAAAGAUACAAUUUUCUCGAUCUGUUCUAUAUCUGCAAUCCUUACAUAGCAGCAAUGAAGAGAGGCGCCAAUAAUAACAAAGCAUCACCUCUUUCUUCGCAGCAAUUCAUCUCUGUUACCACCCCUCUUCUUGAUCUGGAAAAGGAAGCUGAGGCAUCAAGCACAAGUGUGUCUCAAGAGAGGGUCAUAGAGGAUGCUGAGCAAGAUGAUUUCGAAGUUGAUGACUGUCCCAUAGAGCAAGUGAGGCUAACGGUUCCAAUCACUGAUGACCCUACUCAGCCUGCACUAACAUUCCGGACAUGGGUUCUGGGGUUGGCAUCAUGUGUGCUCCUUGCCUUUGUGAACCAAUUUUUGGGCUACAGAACCAACCCUUUGAAAAUAUCUUCAGUUUCAGCACAGAUCAUUACCCUCCCACUUGGGAAACUCAUGGCUGCUACUCUCCCCACUAGACCGAUCCAAGUCCCGUUCACCAAAUGGUCUUUUUCGAUGAAUCCGGGGCCAUUCUCUUUGAAGGAACAUGUGCUGAUCACCAUCUUUGCUACCUCUGGAUCUAGUGGUGUUUAUGCAAUUAGCAUCAUCACAAUUGUUAAGGCUUUCUAUCAUAGGAACAUUCAUCCAGUAGCGGCUUAUUUGCUAGCACUUUCAACCCAAAUGCUUGGGUAUGGAUGGGCUGGGAUUUUUAGAAAAUUCCUUGUUGACUCCCCUUAUAUGUGGUGGCCUGAAACCCUUGUGCAGGUGUCUCUAUUCAGGGCAUUUCAUGAAAAAGAAAAAAGGCCUAAAGGAGGAAAAACUAGGCUGCAAUUCUUUUUCCUAGUCUUUGUAGUGAGCUUUGCCUAUUACACCGUUCCAGGGUACUUUUUCCAAGCAAUAUCUACUAUCUCCUUUGUUUGCCUCAUUUGGAAAAGUUCCAUCACAGCUCAACAGAUUGGUUCAGGCAUGGAAGGCCUCGGCCUUGGCUCAUUUGGCCUUGAUUGGAACACUGUUGCAGGCUUCUUUGGCAGUCCUUUGGCUAUACCUGGCUUUGCCAUCAUCAACAUGUUGAUUGGAUUUGUGUUGGAAGUCUAUGUCGUGAUUCCCCUUGCCUAUUGGAACAACUUAUAUGAUGCCAAAAAGUUUCCUCUCAUUAGUUCUCACACUUUUGACUCUACUGGUGCACCAUAUAAUGUUACUCGGAUUCUAAAUCCCAAAACUUUUGAAAUUGAUCUGAAUAGUUAUAACAACUACAGCAAGAUCUAUCUUAGUGUCACGUUUGCAUUCGAGUAUGGACUCUGCUUUGCAACUCUGACUGCCACUAUCUCACAUGUUGUCCUCUUCCACGGAGAAAUGAUUCUUCAAAUGUGGAGGAAGACAACAAGUGCACUAAAAGAACAACUAGGAGAUGUCCAUACAAGAAUUAUGAAGAAAAACUAUGAACAAGUCCCUGAAUGGUGGUUUGUGACCGUUUUGAUUCUCAUGGUUGUUAUGGCCUUGGUUGCUUGUGAAGGCUUUGGCAAGCAACUCCAACUGCCAUGGUGGGGAAUUUUACUCUCUCUAGUAAUUGCACUAGUCUUCACCUUGCCAGUUGGGGUGAUUCAAGCUACAACAAACAUACAAACAGGACUCAAUGUGAUUGCAGAGUUGAUAAUUGGAUUCAUUUACCCAGGAAAGCCCCUAGCAAAUGUAGCCUUCAAGACUUAUGGUCAUGUCAGCAUGGUCCAGGCACUUGGGUUUCUUGGUGACUUCAAAUUAGGCCACUAUAUGAAAAUUCCUCCUAAAUCUAUGUUCAUAGUGCAGCUAGUAGGCACAGUUGUUGCUUCAUCUGUCCACUUUGCCACAGCUUGGUGGCUUCUCACAUCUAUUGAGAACAUUUGUGAUGAAGCAUUGUUGCCAAAGGGUAGUCCCUGGACAUGCCCUGGUGAUGAUGUGUUCUAUAAUGCUUCAAUCGUAUGGGGAGUAGUAGGACCAAAGAGAAUGUUCACCAAGGAUGGUGUUUACCCUGCUAUGAAUUGGUUUUUCCUGAUUGGUCUACUUGCACCUCUUCCAGUGUGGCUGCUUUCUCGUAAAUUCCCCAACCACAAGUGGAUUCAACUCAUCAACAUUCCCAUUAUCACUGAAGGUGCAUCCAACAUCCCACCAGCCAGAUCUGUGAAUUAUAUUACAUGGGGAACUGUUGGAAUCUUCUUCAAUUUCUAUGUUUAUAGAAAGUUCAAGGCAUGGUGGGCUAGACAUACUUACAUUCUUUCAGCUGCAUUAGAUGCUGGAGUUGCUUUCAUGGGUGUUGCCCUCUAUUUUGCCCUCCAAUCUAAUGGUAUUUUUGGUCCAGCCUGGUGGGGUCUUGAUGCAGACCACUGCCCUUUGGCCAAAUGCCCCACAGCUUCAGGUGUAUAUGCCAAGGGAUGCCCUCUUCUCUGAUUUCCCAUUUUUUUAUUCUUACCUAGUAUGUUUUUUUUUUAGCUCCUGAAAGUCAGAUACUAGUCUCCCAAGAUAUGGGAAUCCAUUUAAAGUGCUAACAUCUCUUAUAUGCUCUUCCAUAGUUACGUACACAUGCAAAUAUGGUAUUGGACAUUAAAUGUACCCAAAGUCUAAAUAUUCACUUUCUGUCUCUGCUGACUGUAAAUUAUAAUUGAAUAUUGAAUAAGUUACAGGUGGAGAGUAGAGCAAGCAAAAUUGUUUAAAGUUUAAACUAAGAAUCUGUUUUACUUUGAUCUCUUUGUAUUUAUUAUUUAAGCUAUAGUAGAUCUUUCAUUCUUCCAUACCUUAAUA
Messenger RNA from Cajanus cajan (pigeon pea), 3103 nucleotides. Its product is annotated as oligopeptide transporter 5. Gene Ontology annotation, molecular function: oligopeptide transmembrane transporter activity. Gene Ontology annotation, biological process: transmembrane transport. Lineage: Eukaryota; Viridiplantae; Streptophyta; Magnoliopsida; Fabales; Fabaceae. The record is from RefSeq and is a predicted model, not a curated record.